Panthera uncia (snow leopard) is the source of this 576-nucleotide messenger RNA. It is a transcript of the gene LBHD1, whose product is annotated as LBH domain containing 1. Gene Ontology annotation, biological process: regulation of DNA-templated transcription. The transcript has 4 exons. The record is from RefSeq and is a predicted model, not a curated record. NCBI's taxonomy places the organism in Eukaryota, Metazoa, Chordata, Mammalia, Carnivora, Felidae. Bases 1 to 576 code for a protein of 191 amino acids.
AUGGCACUUGUGCCAGGGAGCAGCGAGGAUGGGCCUUGGCCUAGAGAUAGCCCAGGCUCCUCCCAGCACCCAGAAAGUCCUAGGCUGACCAGCCCCCUGUGGAUGGACAGAGGAGAAAUUGGCAGGGUUGAAGGUCACCAGGAUGUUCAGUUUGGUCCAAGCACCCUGCUUAUCCUGAUUCAGGUGGUCUCUCAAAAGACUCGCCUGCCCUCCAUUGUGGUGGAAGCUUCUGAGGGGAGUGAAGAGAGCGGGGAGCUGGGCUGGCCACAAGAGGAGCUGCUGCUGCUCACUGAUGAGGAAGAGGAGGCCGAGGUCUUCUUCCAGGACCAAAGUGAAGAGGCAGGCUGGACUUGGAGCCCACUGGACCCCAGAUCUCCGUUAAGAACCUUUAACCCAGAACUCAGCUGGGGGCAGGAACAGGUAGAACAAGAUGUCUCCUGGAUUCCCGAGGACACAGAGUAUCAGGAAGCCUCCAACCCCUGUCCUCUCUGGAACCCAGCAACAGGCUCCCACGUGUGUAGAAGCUGCUUUGUGGAAUAUUCACACCUCCUGCCUCCCAGGAGCUUUGAGGGUUGA